AUGAUCAGUGUUUGGAAAGACCUGAGGUAUCUCCCAACUGCUGUUCUCGUCCGUAUGCAACGUCUUGCCGAUGGUAUUCUUGUUCCUCCUGGGUAUGCCGUUUUAUUAACAAAGAUCGAAUCUGGUUUCCCAUAUAUGAAGGCAGACGAGUGGCGAUCAUGGUGUCUGAUUUAUUCAUUGGUGGUACUAAAAGACGCUUUGCCUGAAGACGACUACAAAAACUGGACUCUCUUUGUAAAAGCAUGCCAAAAGUUGACCAGUCCUUCAGUCACAUAUUCAGAAAUUGACAGCGCACAUCAGCUCCUUGGAGAAUUCGGAAAAGAGUGUGAGACUCUUUAUGGAGAGAGCAGCAUCACGCCAAAUAUGCACUUGCAUAUGCACUUGCGUGAGUCAAUGCUUAACUUUGAUCUGGUAUACGCAUUCUGGCUGUAUAGCUUCGAGAGAUACAACGGCAAGUUGAAGAACAUCAAGACGAACCGUCGCAAUGGUCUUGAGGUCACCUUCAUGAGAGUCUUCCUGGAGAAAGCAUUCAUUGGUAGCUUUCUUCGAGCGUAUUCUACCAAUCUUUCAUCACCACUGAUAGAGUUCCUUGAGGGGGUUGCCCAAGUAAAAUCAAAUUCCGACAGCUCUUCUCCCUUGAAUUUGGAUGCUGGCCACCCUCCUGCGUUGCCAUUUAGCUUAGCAAUGUUCCAGCAAGCUGCUACAAAUCCAUGGUACAAUGUCACCGGAAGUGAGGCCUUGCCCCCGACCACAUUGCCAAUCAAGUUGCAGCCUUUGACUAUGAUGAAGGAUGAUCACUAUCAGUGGUUAUUUGAAUUCUAUGUCAAGGCUUACCAGAGUACAAGUGUUUCCUUCUGUGUGGUAGGGAGAAUCCCAAUUGAUGAGAAUGUAUUUGUGAACAAUCGGAUUCAAAAGGUGAAGAAGAUUUUGUUGCUGGGGCAAGAGUACUGCAGUGGUGAAAAGAAGAAGCGCGGGUCUUUUGUGAGGGUAUUGUUUCUUGAGAGAACAAAUGACGAUGUAUCUGAAUUCCCUGGUCAAAUAGAGUAUUUAUUUACUCAUACCAUCAAGAUCAGUGGAGUCAAAAGAGUGUCAACGUUCACAUUCAUUAAAUGGUUUCCCGCCUACCAUUCAAGUAGUCAUCAGCCAUUAGCUGAUCAAGGUCUGCAGUUGUGGGACAAGGGAUUUAUGGAAGAAGAUGCUUCGUGCAUUGUUCCAGUGCAUCGUCUGCAUUCGUGCUUUGCGUUGACUACGCAUAAAAUGCAGAGUGGGAUGCAAAAGCACCUGGUUAUUCCACUGCCUAGAAAAGUAGUCACAUAA
Molecule: messenger RNA, 1317 nt
Organism: Phycomyces blakesleeanus NRRL 1555(-)
Lineage: Eukaryota; Fungi; Mucoromycota; Mucoromycetes; Mucorales; Phycomycetaceae
Exons: 1
Coding region: 1-1317 (438 amino acids)
Source: RefSeq, a predicted model, not a curated record